Molecule: messenger RNA, 2928 nt
Organism: Agrilus planipennis (emerald ash borer)
Lineage: Eukaryota; Metazoa; Arthropoda; Insecta; Coleoptera; Buprestidae
Exons: 15
Coding region: 340-2832 (830 amino acids)
Biological process (GO): lipid metabolic process
Source: RefSeq, a predicted model, not a curated record
UUCUGCAUGUUUUGUUCACAAAAAUCGAACGAUUUAUUUUUGAUACGGUUCAUGGCAAACAAAACAACAUAUUGCGUAGCAAGUAGCUGAGUCACUAACUUUGUUAGAAUACUGUUAUCACUGAACGUGUUGAAAUUAUUCAAAGAAAAAAUUAAAAACGAUUUGCGAAUAUUAACAGAUCGUGCUAGUUUACGUAAGGAAAUGUUAAAUUGGUUCUUUAUAGUUGAUUUACAAGGAACACACGACCUACAUAGCGUUGUAAAAGAAAAGUUUACCAUUUACGACUGCAGACUUAAUUGAGUAACAAUCAACCGGCAGUAAUACAGAGAACAAGUAAAAAUGAAAACUCUGCUCCUUGUUAUCCUGCUUUCUUACAAUUUAGUGAACUUUGCAACGCCAGAACAAAUUGAACAUCACGAAGAAGAAGAAGAAGAAGAAACUGUUAAAUUUGAUCAUAAUCCUGAUGAAGAUUUAACCACUCCUCAAAUAAUAAGAAGGCAUGGUUACGCUGCAGAAACUCAUUAUGUGGUAACUGAAGAUGGAUACAUUUUGGCAUUACACAGAAUACCAAGCGACAAAAAUGGCCAAAAAGGAACCAAAGUGGCAUUCCUUCAACAUGGUUUAUUUAGUAGCAGCAGUGACUGGGUCGAAAUUGCCAAUAUUUCUUUAGCCUUCUUACUAGCGGACUCUGGAUAUGACGUUUGGCUUGGAAACGCCAGGGGAAAUACCUAUUCCACAGCCCAUCUAAAACUGCCCAUAGAUCAUCAUGCAUUUUGGGACUUUAGUUGGGAUACCAUGGGUGUUUACGAUUUGCCCGCGGCACUAGAUUAUGUAGGCAAUGUCACAAACAAACAUGGAGAAAUAAUUUACAUUGGACAUUCGAUGGGUUGUACAAUGUUCUUUGCGUUCGCCUCUAUUUUGCCGGAAGCAGCUAAAACGGUUAAAACUAUGAUAGCUUUGGCACCGGCUGUCUACAUGACCCAUGUGAGGUCGCCCAUUAGAUAUUUAAGUCCAUGGAUUAAUGAUAUUGAAUGGAUUGAGAAACAUUUGGGUAUCAAAGAAUUUAAGCCUAACUCAAAAAUAUUAAAAUUGUUAGCAUUAGGAUGCGAUGCGCUGGAAUUCGAAAGAGAGGUUUGUGAGAAUGUUAUAUUUUCCAUAUGUGGAUUCGAUAAAAGUCAACUUGAUGAGAAUUACUUGCCAUUAAUUUUAUCACACACGCCGUCAAGUACAUCUACGAAAACUCUUGCUCAUUACGCUCAAGAAAUAAAUUCUGGCGGCAACUUUCAAGAAUUCGAUUAUGGAUCAAGAUUAAACAGUAUUAUAUACGGACAGCCAACUCCACUUAAAUACAACCUAUCUAAAGUGGAAGUGCCCACUUAUCUGAUGUAUGGCGACAAUGACUGGCUUGCGAGUCCAAUUGAUGUCAAACGACUUGGUCAAGAUUUGAAAUUAAACAAGGCAGUUUACAGGGUUCCAUUGGAAACGUUUAAUCACGUUGAUUUUCUUUUUGCAAAAGAUGUUAAGGAAUUGGUAUACUCAACAGUUUUGAAGUUUUUAAAUCAAAUAGAAGCUGAAGAUCAACCAUUACUCGAUAUACCCUCUAUUGAAGAAGAAGAUGUACUAUUAAAUAUUGUCCCUUCGUUAGUAAAAAUGCAUGCCGCAUUUCUUUUAGCACUGACUUUUAGUGUUAGUCAAAAUUAUCUUGUUGAUGGCAAUGUUACCCAAAUCAAAAAUCCUUCACUUACUACUGCCGAAAUAAUCAAACUAGAAGGCUAUCAUGGAGAAAUUCAUACUGUUAUCACUGAAGAUGGCUACGUCCUUACAAUUGACAGAAUAUAUGCUAAUAAAAAAGGUGUUCCAGGAAAACAGCCCGUUUUCCUGCAACAUGGUGUGUUUGAUACUAGUAAUGAUUGGGUAAAUUAUGUAGAAAUCUCCUUAGCUUUCUUGCUGUCUGAUGAAAAUUUCGACGUUUGGAUAGGAAAUUCAAGAGGAAAUCCAUACUCAAGCACUCACCUAGAAUACUUCCCAUCAAGUCCGCAAUAUUGGAAUUUUAGUUUUAACGAAAUGGGUGUUUACGACCUACCAGCUUGCAUAAAUUACAUACUUAACAAAACAAACGCCAGCAACGAUAUAUUUUAUGUUGGCCAUUCCCAAGGUGGUACUCUAUUUUACGUGUAUGCUUCAUUGUUUCCCGAAAUCGCCGCCAAAAAUAUUAAGAUUGCCUUCACCUUGGCACCUGCUGUCUUUUUAGGACAUGCAAAUAGAGUUACCAGAGCAGCAAUUUUAUUUCUUGUUGACAAUAAGUGGCUGUUUGAGGUUUUGGGCGUAACACAUAUUAAUGUAUUGGACUUAUACCAAUUUGUGGCAUAUCAUUGCGAAGAUACCCCAUUCGCAGCCUUUCUUUGCAGAGAACUAAUGUAUAUACUUAAUGGGUUCGAUGGACACGAAAUCCCAACUAAUGUCCUACCGCAGUUCUAUGGACAUCAAGGCGCCAGUGUUUCAGUUAAGGAUGGAAUUCAUUUUGGUCAACUUUUCAGAACUGACAAAUUUCAAAAGUACGACUAUGGUCCAGAAGGAAAUUUAGAAAUGUACGGCGUUCGCAAUAUUCCAUCCUACAACCUUUCGAAAGUUAAAGUACCAACUUAUAUAUAUUGUGGAAAAAACGAUAAGCUGGUAACACCAAAGGAUUGCAAAAAACUGGCUGGCAGUUUACCGAAUAAUAAGAACUUUACAGAAGUGAAAAAUUUUAACCAUGUCGAUUUUAUUUAUUCAAGACACGCCAGACAAUUGGUGUACAACAACAUUGUGGAGGUUUUUAAAAAAUACCAGUAAUUCAGAUUAAACCAUUCGCAAAGUACUACGGAAUAAAAUUUGUCUUGAAAUCCAUAUUUUGUCAAAUAUAUUAGAUAAUAAAUUUUUGCUUGUUCA